Molecule: messenger RNA, 1611 nt
Organism: Patiria miniata (bat star)
Lineage: Eukaryota; Metazoa; Echinodermata; Asteroidea; Valvatida; Asterinidae
Exons: 2
Coding region: 1-1611 (536 amino acids)
Biological process (GO): chromatin remodeling
Cellular component (GO): nucleus
Source: RefSeq, a predicted model, not a curated record
AUGUCGAGAAAGUCUGGGGAGGGGAUGGUGAGGAGGGGAGUGGAUAUGUGCUGUGUGCAGGAGUCAAGGUGGAAGGGAGGUAGUGCAAGGUGGCUUGGUAGGAGGGGUGAGCGGUAUAAGUUCUUCUGGAUGGGCACUGAUGACGGGAGCGGAGGUGUCGGGAUGUUGCUGGCAGAACGGUGGGUUUACCAGGUGAUGGCGGUUCAGCGAGUCAGUGAACGGAUCCUGUUGGUGAAGCUACUGGUCGGGAGGAGAGUGGUCAACGUUAUCUCGGCCUAUGCCCCACAGGUCGGGAGGUCACAGGAAGAGAAGGAUUCCUUCUGGGAUCAGAUGGUUAGGGUAGUCUCGAGGCUGCCACAGAGAGAGGGUGUCAUUGUGGGAGGUGAUCUCAAUGGCCAUGUGGGUGCGGCUGCAGAUGGUUAUGAUGGCGUGCAUGGAGGCAUGGGUUAUGGUGACAGGAAUGUCGCGGGUGAGCGGAUCCUCAAGUUUGGUGACGCGGUCGGGCUGGUGAUAUGCAACACAUUCUUCAGGAAGACCUCCAACCAGCUGGUGACGUACAGUUCCAGUGGAAGCAAUAGUGCUAUCGACUUCCUGAUGGUCAGGAAAGGGGACCACACCAUGGUGAAGAAUGUCAAGGUCAUCGCAAGAGAAGAGUGUGUUUCACAGCACCGUCUUGUCGUUGGUGACCUGGCUCUGGCUCUGGUUGGUGCUAGGAAGGUGAAGAAGAAGCAAGUGCCGAGAUUGCGAGUGUGGCGGUUAACCAAGGAGGAUGUGAGCGAGAGGUUUAGAGCAAGGGUGGAGGAAUUGGCAGAGCAGGCUGUGAUGGAGGAGAGUGUGGAUAGUAGGUGGUCUGUGCCAAGGAAUAUCUGGUUGCAAGCUGCAGAAGAGGUCUGUGGGUGGACGAAGGGUGAGCCUAGGCACAAGGAGUCAUGGUGGUGGACCGAAGAGGUCAGGAAUGCAGUUGAUGAGAAGAGGCGCCGCUUUAAUAUAUGGAAGUCAUCGGGCGAGAAGACGGAUAGGUUAGCGUACCUCGAGGCAAAGCGGAUAUCACGGAGACAGGUGUGGAUGGCACAAGAUGCCAAGAGAAGGGAGUUUGCAGCGGAUCUACGGAGUGGUGAGGGUAGGAGGCAGUUCUUUAAGAUUGCCAAGCAGAUGGCAAAGGAGCGGCAGGAUGUGACUGGUGCGAGCUGUGUCAAGGAUGAGGAUGGUAACAUCGUGACGGAUAUUGAAGAAUGGGAGGUGGCUCAGGCACUGAAGCACACCAAGUCUGGGAAGGCCGCUGGUCCAUCUGGAGUGGUUAGUGAGAUGAUGAAGGCCUCUGCAGGUGUCAGUGUACAGUGGAUGACGGCCUUGUGCAAUUCCAUUUUGGCAGAAGGCCGUAUUCCCACAGAUUGGCAGAACAGCAUCUUGGUUCCCCUGUUCAAGGGCAAGGGUGACCCUUUAGAGUGUGGCUCUUUAAGGGCCAUCAAGCUCCUGGAGCAGGCAAUGAAGGUGUGGGAGAGAGUGCUUGAGGUACGUCUGAGGAUGCAGGUGGAGAUUGACGAGAUGCAGUUCGGCUUUAUGCCGGGUAGAGGAACUACUGACGCCAUUUUCAUUGUACGACAGCUGUAG